AGUAUAUAUCGACCCCGCAUACUUCCCACUGCCAAUGGGCUCGUCGUCAUCCAAUCCAGAUUUAUAUCCCGAGUCUGGUCUUCUCAGGCCCUUCGAAGGUCUCGUGCCCGCACCUGCAUGAGAAAGGAACCCUGAAAUCGGAUUGCUCAUGUGUUUGUGGCUAGACGACCCCGGUCUCGAUUUGGGCACCUGUGGUUUUCUCAGGGAAUGACAGACUUCCCUUCUUGAAUCCCGACAGUAUCGACGGAGUGAGAAUUUCUUAUCAUGGAGAUCGUACAUGCGCAGGUGGAACAGUAUCGUUUCAUCCUGGCGCCCCGGGGACUCCGCUGCCAGGGUGGUGACCCGCAGGUUCAUAUUUCCAUCCAGGGUGGUAUCGUCAUGUCUGACCAUGAGCCUUCUGGAUGAAGGGAACAAGUUGCCGAAACUUGGAGGAGUGGAAAGGGACUGCAUUCGAGGGGAUAACCUCACGCCUUUCCUCAACAACUUCAACUCGAGGUUCGGUCGUAGUUUCAUGCACCGAAGCAUCGCUCGAGACAUAUGUGUUAACCGAUUCUGCGCUGGUGGAGUUGUUGUUUGGAGGCUUAGCGCUGAGAUAUUCCCCUGCCGCUGCCGAGCCACCCGGUGCCAUUGCUGCUAUCAUACAAGAGUUUGUGUGUGGAUGUAUACGCGAGAUAAGACUGCGAACUAGGAGAGCGCCACGCCUGUCCUUGAAACGCCUCACCUCGAAAGCAUCAUCAACAUUAAGUAUCUAAACGAAGCUUGUCUUGGAUCAUGGAACUGUAAAGGUGGCCAAAUAUCGUCUGUGAGCUGUUGUAACGAUGUCCACAUGGAUAGAAUAACCAGAGCUAUCAACUAGGCUGGUAACAGAUAAAAUCCUUAAGAGCGAGCUCGACGACAGAGAACUGAGAACUUUGUAGCCAUGUUCUUCUAUUGUGACGUCUUUCUUCGGUGAAUAAUAGGAUGUGAAUGAGGUAGCAGAGGUGAGGCAAACUCGGGCAGCCUUAUGUAGGCAUUGGGCCAACGAAGCGCAGGAGCGAUAAGCAAUACGGUUGGCGACUAGGACACAGGCAUUCCCAUACCGAGUAGAAUGCCUAUGCCAGCUCUCCCCUUGGUCUAAGGGUGAUUGUGGCUAGUAGAAUCAGCCCUCGAGGAUGCCCGACGUCGUUUGAGUCUUUCGUUGACGUUGGAAGUUCGGCGGGUGUUUUUGAUUGUUUAAGGCCGUCCAUCACAUGACCGCAGGCGAGCCCCCUGCCCCGGGGUUACAUAGCCCCUUUUCCCCUUUCCCCCC
Molecule: messenger RNA, 1288 nt
Organism: Trichophyton rubrum CBS 118892
Lineage: Eukaryota; Fungi; Ascomycota; Eurotiomycetes; Onygenales; Arthrodermataceae
Exons: 1
Coding region: 278-688 (136 amino acids)
Source: RefSeq, a predicted model, not a curated record